AUGGCAUCACCACCGCACCGUCUCUUCCAACCACUGCUGCUGCUUCUGUUGCUGUGGUCUCCCUGUAGUGUGCCACGCAGCGGUGUGGUGCGGACUGGUGGGCCAAAUCGCGUGCUACUUAACUCGCCUCGGCGUCGAGCGGGCUCAAAUGAUGAGUCCAGUGCCAGCACAGUCGACACCAAGAGAGCGGCAGUUUUCGAGCUACAGGACCUUGAAAUAUGGCACUUUGGCGGAUCAAGUUGGUGACCUCUGGCUGCCAGAAGAUCCGGAAGCUCUGGUGGUGCUGAUUCAUGGUGGCUUUUGGCUGCCGCAAUAUGGGAAGGAUCUCAUGUCCAAGCUCGCCUCUGACGUGGUGUCCCGUCGCUGGGCUUGCUGGAACCUGGAAUAUCGUCGCGUCGCGGGACCCGGUUGGAAGGACUUCAACUCCACGCUGCAGGAUAUCACUGCGGCCCUGCACUUCCUGAAGUCGCCGGACUUCCCACAGGGCCUUCCAGUGGCGCUGGUGGGGCAUUCUGCCGGAGGUCAUUUGGCGCUCUGGUCGCAACUGUCGCCUGGCGCCUCGCCGGAGCCCUGCGCUGUGAUCAGCGCAGGGGGCGUCCUGGACCUGUGCUAUGCGGACGAGGAGGCGCUGGGCGGUGGUGCUGGAGCUGUGGCACGCUUCUUGGGGUAUCGCGACGUGAGUUCGUUGAAGCGAGAAGUGUCGCCUAUCGACAUGUUGCCGCCCUGCCGGGUGAAUUCCCUGCCUCCAGAGGAAGCAUCACGUGGCACGGUGCCUCGAGCGCGGAUAGGACUGGUGCAUGGGAAACGUGAUGACGUGGUUCCCCCUGAGCAGAGCGUUCGCUUUUUGGUCUCCUCUACCUGCGCCAGGGUGCCCUGUGAGCUCCACAUGGCCUUGGACGAAGGCCAUUACGAGGUUUUAGACCCGAAGUCCGUUUCUUGGAGAGCGGUGAUUUCCAUGGCAGCUCAGUCUGCGAAAACGGCGGCGGCACCGGAAACCCUGGGGAUUCUGCGGAAAGGUCAAGGAGUCCCUUGCCGCGCCACGUGUCGCCCAAGCGGUUCCGUUGCAGACACAGCGGGAGGAGCAAGGCGAUGAGUGGAUUUUCCGCAGCCGACCGGUGAGUUAAGGAGGUUCCUGGAUUUUGAGAGGACAAAACUGGAGCCCCCCACUCUUGUCUACGAGCACUAUCAGAUGAUCUCGAAGGAGCAGAUCCAACGGACUUCCGCUCCAAGUCGUCCUGAAGAUGCGAGGCCGAUCCAACGGCGUCCUAUGACUACCAGUUGGGAGGCGUCAGCUGUGCCGUGCCCCUUUGGAAUCGGGGCUUCAAAUUUCCAUGCGUAAAGUGAAAACAACAUGAGGCUGAAAGGCCGGACCUUGCGGGGAAGGAAAA
Molecule: messenger RNA, 1388 nt
Organism: Cladocopium goreaui
Lineage: Eukaryota; Dinophyceae; Suessiales; Symbiodiniaceae
Source: the annotation of a GenBank genome assembly